AUGACCAAAAAUCUGUUCCAGUUUUGCCUUCUUCUCCUCCUACUAUUGGAGCUGAUGUCUCUGGCGGAGGCCCAAGUCUGUUUCCAGAAUAUCACCCGCCCAAUGAAUGUCAAACGAGAUAAUCGAUUUGUCAAGGCAAAUAUCACAACCACUAUAAAAGUUUGCUGUGAAGGAUACGAACGCGAUCCGAAGGAAAAAAGCCGGUGCAAACCGAUUUGUGAAGAGGGAUUUUCAUAUGCCAAGGGUCAGUGUAUACCGAAAUGUGAUAACUGUGAGCUCGGAGAAUGUUUAUCGCCGCAAAACUGCAAAUGUAAUAACGAAGGCUAUAGCUGGUCGGCUGAUAGAGGAUGUGGCCCAAUAUGUCCGGAAAAUUGCGGAAAUGGUGAAUGCCACGAACCGGGUGUGUGCAAAUGUUUGCCUGGUUUUCAUUACACGGCCGCUGAGGGCUGUGUAGCUGUUGAGAAUAAUCGAAAUGAUCAGAUCACACAUGAGGAGGGGCAGGAUGACAGCAAUGGUCCCGAAAUAGAAGGGUAUAUUAGAUACUUCGGCAAGAAACUUCAUUUUAUUGGUCACAUAUUAAAGGAAUCUAAGUAA
Musca vetustissima is the source of this 594-nucleotide messenger RNA. Its product is annotated as epidermal growth factor-like protein. NCBI's taxonomy places the organism in Eukaryota, Metazoa, Arthropoda, Insecta, Diptera, Muscidae. The transcript has a single exon. The record is from RefSeq and is a predicted model, not a curated record. Bases 1 to 594 code for a protein of 197 amino acids.